Molecule: messenger RNA, 792 nt
Organism: Argiope bruennichi
Lineage: Eukaryota; Metazoa; Arthropoda; Arachnida; Araneae; Araneidae
Exons: 4
Coding region: 1-792 (263 amino acids)
Source: RefSeq, a predicted model, not a curated record
AUGACUCCUCAAGGGGGAAUGAAAGAACGUGACUGGUCAGUGACCGACGAAUGGCCGAACGUCAUGGCUGCGAGGUCAUUGAAAACUGCAAGGCAAUUAGUUUCUAUGUUCCGAAGUAUGGACAUAGAAGAAUGGCUCGAAGGUGAGCAUCUAGCAACGACCGAAAGUGGAAGAUUUCUAGCCUUCACGGUCAAGUUGAUGGAGAUGAUCAACCCAACUAGUGUUUAUUGUCGAGUCUUUGUUCGCAAUUUAGGCACAAUGAAAAGCCAACAUAAAAAUGUUGAGCAGCUCUGGGCUUCUGAUGGAGCUGGAAUUCAAAUACUGAGAGCAGCUAUGAGUUAUAAGCGGUUUUUGUUUUUACUUCGCUGUAUUCGGUUCGAUGAUAUAGAUACUGGAGCUGAAAGGAGAAAAUCAGACAAAUUAGCUGCCAUCCGAUCCAUUUGGGAUUCAUUUGUUCAAAAUUGCUUGAAAUCUUAUAAUACAAGCGAAUUUGUAACAAUUCAUGAGAUGUUACAUCCUUUCAGAGGACGUUGCUCUUGUAUUCAAUACAUUCCGAAUAAGCCUGCUAAGUAUGGCAUCAAAAUAUUCGCAUUAUGUGAUUCUAAAACAUUUUAUUGUAGCAAUAUGGAAAUUUAUAUCGGAAAACAGCCGCCUGGACCUUUCGCAGUUGAGAAUAAACCAUUAGACAUUGUCAAGCGUCUAGUAAUGCCCAUUGAAAACUCUAAUAAAAAUCUUACAACUGACAACUGGGCAGGUGGUAAUGCUGGCUUAACUGGUAUUCCACAAUCUUGA